AUGGCCAACAUUUCUAUGCAAGACAUCGAAGCAGUGGAUGACUACUGGGGGCCAACGUUUCGCACCAUCCUGGAGGGAAAUUCCCAGGACCAGAUCUCCGAGCAGCUGGAUUCACGUAUCCGUUCGCACGAUAAGGACAUCGAGCGUAUCUGCAAUCUGUACUAUCAAGGAUUUAUCGAUUCGAUCCGUGAACUGCUGCAUGUGAAAUCUCAGGCACAGGGCCUUAACCAAGAAGUACUCACACUGAACGAUGGUCUGGGGAAAGCAUCGGCCGGCGUGAUCGCUAAAGGUAACGAAUUGGUGAAGGCACGCAAGGUAGAGGGAAACAUAGCGGGCGCUAUUGAAGGGCUAUCGAGCUGUCUGCCGGUAUUGGAAUGCUACAGCAAGCUAUUGAAGCAGGUGCGCGAAAAGCGUUACUAUCCUGCGUUGAAAACGCUCGAAGUUUUAGAAAGCGAAUACCUGCCGAAAGUGGCCGGUUAUCGAUUUUCCCAGCAAAUGCGUGACACGAUACCGAAGCUGAAGGAAAACAUCAAAAAAUCGUCGGAGGAAGACUUCCGCGAGUUUCUGGAGAACAUUCGCAAGUUUUCACCAAAGAUCGGCGAGAUCGCAAUGAAGCAUACGAAGGAGCUACAGAAGCGUGAUCUGGAGACGAUAAUCACCGAGUAUAAGGCGCUGGCAAAGCAAGGUGGGCCGAUCUGCUCGGACUUUGGUGAUGAUGAUGAGGACGUUAAUGCGCAAGAUCUGAUCGAUUUUUCUCCCAUUUAUCGCUGUCUGCACAUCUACACGGUGCUAAACGAUAAAGAGUACUUUGAGAAGGACUAUCGCAAGCAGCGUCGGGAUCAGGCGAAGUUGGUGCUGCAAGCACCGCAAACAAUGCACGAUAAUCUGGAAGCGUACAAGACGUACAUUUACUCGAUCGUAGGAUUUUUUGUGGUGGAGGAUCACGUCAUGAACACAGGGGGCGAUAUCGUCACACAAACGUACCUUGACGAUUUGUGGUCUUCUUCACUAUCGCGCGCGGUCAAUGUGCUCAGCAUGUCGUCGUCUUCCUGUACCGAUCCGAACGUACUGUUGCGUAUCAAGAAUCUGAUUAUGUUGAGCAUCACUACGCUCAAAAACUAUGGCUACACCGUGACGCAGCUGUGGGAUCUGUUGCUCGAAAUGCGCGAUCACUACAACGAGGUGUUGCUGCAACGUUGGGUGAACGAAUUCCGUGACAUUCUGGACAAGAGUGAUUUCCUGCCCUUAGAAGCACACAAUCAGGAAGAGUACGAUGCGGUGCUGGAACGAUUUCCGUUCCAUUCGGAGCAACUGGAAACACAACCCUUCCCGAAGAAAUUUCCGUUUUCGCGGAUGGUUCCCGAAGUCUACCACCAGGCGAUGGAGUUCAUGUACGCGUGUAUGAAAUUUUCCGAGGAACUUACGCUAUCACCGAACGAGAUCGCUGCGAUGGUUCGCAAGGCUGCCAAUCUGCUGCUGACGCGCAGUUUCAGCGGCUGCUUGUCGGCCGUUUUCCGAAGCCCAAGUUUGGCGCUGAUGCAAGUCAUCCAAAUCAUCAUAGAUACGCAGUAUCUGGAAAAGGCAGGUCCGUUCCUGGAUUCGUUCGUGUGCAAAAUGACCGGUACGGUACAGAGCGUCACCCAGACACCUUCGGCACUGUUUCAUGUCGCACGCUCGGAAGCGGAACAGCAGGUAUCGACCAAGCUGUGCUGCAAGCUGGAUGAGUUCUUCGAGGAACUCGAAAACUACGACUGGGUGCUGCCGGAAUCGUACGGUCACGCAUCACCUUUCGUGACGGACAUGGUUGCCUUCCUGCAGAGCACAUUCCAAAGCUUUUCCUAUAUCUUGCCCGGGGUGGCACAGGCCGCCUGUAAGAAGGCGUGCGAACACAUCGCAACGACCAUUUCGAAGUUAAUUCUUUCGGAAGACAUACGACAAAUAUCGGGCGGUGCGCUCGAUCAGAUCAAUCUCGAUCUGAUGCAGUUCGAGCUGUUUGCUUCAUCCGAUCCGGUGCCCGGAUUGCGCGAGGGCGAUCUUUCCAAGUACUUCGCCGAAAUUCGACAAUUGUUGGAUCUGCUCAUCUCGGAGGAUUGGAGUGCCUAUCUGCAUGAUUACGGCAAGGACGAGAACCGAUACUCGCUGGUACAUCCAUCAACGAUCAUAGUGGUGUUGGAAAAAUUGCGUGAAGCCGACAAGAAAUCGAUGCUGUCGCUGAUGAAAUCCAAAUCGGAGCGUGAUAAGAAGAAGCUUCAGGAGACGGUGUUGCGACAGUUGAAGCAGCUGGCAGAGAGACAAAACUGA
Anopheles marshallii is the source of this 2301-nucleotide messenger RNA. It is a transcript of the gene Sec15, whose product is annotated as exocyst complex component 6. Gene Ontology annotation, biological process: exocytosis; intracellular protein transport; Golgi to plasma membrane transport. The record is from RefSeq and is a predicted model, not a curated record. The transcript has a single exon. NCBI's taxonomy places the organism in Eukaryota, Metazoa, Arthropoda, Insecta, Diptera, Culicidae. Bases 1 to 2301 code for a protein of 766 amino acids. Gene Ontology annotation, cellular component: membrane; exocyst.